This is a messenger RNA of Miscanthus lutarioriparius, 1002 nucleotides long. NCBI's taxonomy places the organism in Eukaryota, Viridiplantae, Streptophyta, Magnoliopsida, Poales, Poaceae. The record is from the annotation of a GenBank genome assembly.
AUGGCAGCAAUGGCGCCGCUCCCCGCCGCCUCCCUCCUGCUCUUCCUCUGCCUCCUCGCGGCGCCGUGCCCCGGGGCGCGUGCGGCACGGUUCGCGUGCAACGCCACGGCGCCGCGGGCGUCCACGUGCCAGGCGUUCAUCUCCUACGCGCCGCCCAACGGGACGGCCACGCCCACGCUCGCCGCCGUGCGCGCGCUCUUCCAGCUCCGCUCCCACCGCGCGCUGCUGGCCGCCAACGGCCUCCCGCUCUCCACGCCGCCCACGGCGCCGGCCCCCGCGCCGCUGCGGGUCCGCCUGCCCUGCCUCUGCUCGGGCGGCGCCGGGGCCACGUUCCAGCGGCCCACGUACCGGGUCCGCGCCGGGGACACGCUCGACGCCGUCGCGCGGGGCGUCUUCGCGGGCCUCGUCACCUACCAGGACAUCGCCGCCGCCAACAACGUCUCCGACCCCAACAGGGUCGCCGUCGGACAGCAGCUCUGGAUCCCCGUGCCCUGCAGCUGCGACCCCGUGGCCGGCCAGCCCGUCGUGCACUUCACCUACGUCGUGCCCACCGGGACCUCCGUGGCCAGCAUCGCGCAGGAGUUCAGCACCACGGAGGAGACGAUUCUCGCGGUCAACAAGAUGCCCGACGCCAAGGCCCUUAUCGCCGGCCAGGUUCUUGACGUGCCACUCCGAGCUUGUGGUUCUGCCAUUAGCAGUACAGCCAUUGAUCGUAACCUUCUUGUGCCAAAUGGAAGCUACGUCCUCACCGCCAACAACUGUGUCAUGUGUGGCUGCAGCUCUAGCACCUGGCAGUUGGACUGCCAGCCAACACAGGGAUUGAGCUCGUCGUUCUGCCCUGCUGCCAAGUGUGGAGACAUGUUCCUCGGCAACACAUCCUCCACCUCAUCCUGCGAGAGCAGGACAUGCUCCUACGCCGGGUACACCAACAGCACAUCGUUCGCCAUCCUCGCUAAUGUCACCACCAGUAACGUGUGCAGCGGCUAUCUGCGGCAAGACUGA